Asparagus officinalis (garden asparagus) is the source of this 1860-nucleotide messenger RNA. RefSeq lists its product as uncharacterized. Lineage: Eukaryota; Viridiplantae; Streptophyta; Magnoliopsida; Asparagales; Asparagaceae. The record is from RefSeq and is a predicted model, not a curated record. Bases 1 to 1860 code for a protein of 619 amino acids. The transcript is spliced from 13 exons.
AUGUUGGAACUGAUGAAAGCGGUGGAGACCUAUGUGAGCACACUCGGUUAUGGCAUAGGCAGCUUGGGCACAUAUCAGAGAAGGGGUGUUACUGGAUCUUUGCCGCAGAGUUCUUCUUCCUGUCCAUCAUCUGUUCAUUGGAUAAACGAUGGCCUCGAGAAAGAUCUAUACAUUCAGUCAGCAUCUGUUACUGUUCUAGCAAUGGAUGGGAAGAGGCGAUGGCUAGAUAUAAAAAAUCAGGGUUCUAGUGGCAAGGCACAUUUUGUUUUGGUGACGAAUCUCGCUCCGUGUUCUGGGCUUAGACUUCAUCUUUGGCCUGAGAAAAGUAAGUCUCCGGUAAAAGAUGAAGUACCUUCUAAGCGAAUUCUUGAAGUGACAUCAAGAAUGGUUCAAAUCCCUGCUGGACCAGCUCCAAAGCAGAUUGAACCUGGAAGCCAAACCGAACAGCCACCUCCAUCCGCUAUGCUGCUACUAAGCCCUGAAGAAAUGCAUGGUUUUAGAUUCUUGACUGUUGCGGUUGCGCCGAGUCCGACUAUUUCAGGUAGGCCUCCCCCUGCUGCUUCCAUGGCAGUUGGGCAAUUCUUUUUUCCUGAAGAUGGUCAAAAAGGACUCUCCCCUAGUGUGCUGCUGCGCUCUAGCUAUGUUCAAGAUGAAAUAUUUUUCAAGGAGGAUCAUCCGCUCGCUCUGAAUUUAUCGUUCUCAGUAAGCUUAGGACUUUUACCUGUCACUUUGUCUCUAAGAACAGAAGGCUGUGGGUUAAAGAGAUCUGCUCUUCCAGAUGAAAAUUCUGAAGAUACAGACCACAGCAGCAUCUGCAAGUUACGUUGUUUCCCACCAGUCGCCCUUGCUUGGGAUGCUAUAUCGGGUCUACAUGUUGCUCCAACUUUGUAUUCUAAGACUAUGGUUGUUGAUUCUUCACCUGGAAUGUGGGAUUCUGGUGACAUGUCUGACAGAACUAAUGUGUUAUUAUUGGUGGAUCCACAUUGCUCAUAUAAAGUUAGCAUUGCCGUUUCUCUGGUUGCAGCAGCAAGCAGAUUCUGUAUUUUAUACUCAUCGCAGGUUGUAGGCUUUAUGAUGGCUGUUGUAUUUUUCGCUCUAAUGCGGCAAGCACGUGCAUGGGAGCUUGACUUGACUGUGCCAUCCGUUUUAACUGCGAUAGAGCUCAAUUUGAGAAUACCGCUUCCGUUCAUGCUACUUGUUUUACUGCCAACUACUGUUUCUUUGGUCCUUUCUUCGCUUACUACUGAAACAUUUCCUCCAGUUAUGAGCUUUCUUUUUGUCUCUAUCGCCUGUUUUCUAAUUGCAAAUGGAUCCGUUGUAAUUUUGAUAUUGAGCUCGCAAUUGGUCCUCUACGCAGCAGCUACCCUACAUGUAUUCCUGAAAAGACGCUGGCAAGCAUGGGAAGAGAGCUUUUGUAUUAUGUAUCUUCAUCAGGUCCUUGAUUUCUCAUCCAUCUUUUACUCGCUAAAGGUUGUGCAGAUUCUUAGGGGCAGCCCAAGACUUGUUGUAGCAUUUAUUGCAAUUCCUUUGGUCUGUUUUGUUCAUCCAGCGCUUGGCCUGAUUGUGCUUCUCGUUUCACAUGCUUUCCAUUCUCACACUGCUCUCUGCAGUUUUUUGGCGGCUUCAUUUCGCAGUCGUGCUCAAAGAAAGGAGCUACCUGACUCACAACCACGGGGAACUUAUUCUUUGUGCAAAGCUAAUGACGCACUCAACUCGCUUCUGCCUGUGGAUGAGAGCAGUCGUACUAGUCCAAGCGCCAGAAGAAGUUUUUGUGAUAGUCAGUUAGAAGUUUUCAAUUACCAGCACAGCUUGCUUAGUCUUAUUUUGGGAUUGUUUUUUGAGUUUAUGUGUCAAAAUUAA